AUGAAUCCCCACUGUACUUCGCCGAGUCGCAACCUAAUCAGCUGUUUUCUGUUGUGGGCAAUCAUUGUUCCUGCUUUGUGAAAAUUACGCAUAAAUGAAAAAAUAAUUUUGACAUCAGGAAAAUGGACCAGCCCGAUGACCAUUUCCGCUAUAUCCACAGCUCAUCGCUACACGAACGCGUACAAAUCAAAGUUGGGACGCUCGAGGGGAAGAAGCGACAGCCGGACUAUGAGAAACUGUUGGAAGACCCCAUACUGAGAUUCUCCGGAUUGUACUCCGAGGAGCACCCCUCGUUCCAGGUGCGUCUGCAGAUUUUCAACCAAGGCAGACCCUACUGCCUCCCAGUAACCAGCUCGUAUAAGGCUUUCGGGAAGAGAUGGAGCUGGAACGAGUGGGUUUCCCUUCCGCUGCAGUUCUCCGAUCUGCCGAGGAGCGCCAUGCUGGUCCUGACCAUCCUCGACUGUUCGGGAGCAGGCCAGACCACUGUCAUUGGUGGCACCUCCAUUUCUGUCUUCGGCAAGGAUGGCAUGUUCCGCCAGGGAAUGUACGACCUACGCGUUUGGCUGGGAGUCGAAGGCGAUGGCAACUUUCCCAGUCGUACGCCCGGCAAGGGCAAGGAGUCCUCCAAGUCGCAGAUGCAACGCCUUGGAAAACUGGCCAAGAAGCACCGAAAUGGCCAGGUGCAGAAGGUCGACUGGCUGGACAGGCUUACGUUCCGCGAAAUCGAGGUGAUCAACGAGAGGGAGAAGCGUAUGUCCGACUAUAUGUUCCUCAUGAUCGAAUUUCCCGCCAUCGUGGUGGAUGAUAUGUAUAAUUAUGCAGUGGUCUACUUUGAACCAGAGGGCGAUGUAAAGUAUAAACUACCAGCCAAACCGAAGCUGGUAUCCGUGCCCGAUUCGGAAAUUCAAAUGGAAAACCUGGUGGAAAGAAAGCACCAUCGAUUGGCUCGUUCAGAGCGAUCGGGAAUUUCGGACAGAGAUGCCAAACCCACGGCUAGCAUUCGCGAUCAGCUGCACACCAUUGUCUAUAGGUAUCCACCUACCUAUGUUCUGAGCAGCGAGGAGCAGGAUCUCGUAUGGAAAUUCCGCUUUUAUCUCUCCUCGCAUAAAAAGGCAUUGACCAAGUUCCUGAAGUGCAUCAAUUGGAAACUAGAGGACGAGGUCACCCAAGCCCUCUGGAUGCUGGCGAACUGGGCUCCCAUGGACGUGGAGGACGCCUUGGAGCUACUGAGUCCCACUUUUACGCACCCCCAGGUGCGAAAGUAUGCCGUCAGUCGAUUGGCCCAAGCACCAGAUGAGGAUUUGCUGCUAUACCUGCUGCAGUUGGUGCAGGCCCUAAAGUACGAGGAUCCCCGGCACAUUGUUCAUCUGCACAGCUGCAUCUUUCCCGAACGGGAUGUGGUGCGAUCUAUCCUGGACGACAAUGGCUCGCUGCUGGACCAGAGCAGCUUGUCCGAUCUGAGUGCCACCAGCAGUGGACUGCACGCCUCGGUGAUUCCAGCUAAUCAGCGGGCUGCAAGUGUUUUGGCCGCCAUCAAGGGCGAUAAGUCAGUGAGUCCCGGUUCCGCGGGUGGCAGUGGAGGCCAGGGAUCGGUUCCGCUUCCGGGAACCUCAACUCCAGUCACUCCGGCCAGCAGUUCCCUGCCCUGCGAUUCCAAUUCCAAUGCUCUCAUGCUGGCCGAGGGCAUCGGCUUUGGCACGGUUCCCGCCAAUCUCUGCACAUUCCUGAUCCAGCGCGCCUGCACGAAUGCCACGUUGGCCAACUACUUCUACUGGUAUUUGUCCAUCGAAGUGGAGGAAGUGGAGUCAGUGAGGAAGCAGGACGAAAGGGCCCAUGACAUGUACGCCUUGGUGCUCAAGAUGUUUCUGAAGGUGUUAGAGAAUGGCAACUUCAAUCUGCGAGGCAUCUUCUAUAAUCUUCGCAAGCAGCGUCGCUUCAUUGACGAGCUGGUUAAACUGGUUAAACUUGUGGCCAAGGAGCCGGGAAAUCGCAAUAAGAAAACGGAGAAGUUUCAAAAACUUUUGGCCGAACAGGAUAUGUUCAAAGUGAACUUUACCAACUUUGAGCCGAUUCCUUUCCCCUUGGAUCCAGAAAUCUACAUCACCAAAAUUGUGCCCAUGCGCACUUCACUCUUCAAGAGCGCUUUAAUGCCGGCCAAACUAACUUUUGUGACCUCGAUUGCCCAGCACGAGUACGCAGCCAUUUUUAAGCACGGUGAUGAUCUGCGUCAGGAUCAGCUUAUUCUGCAGAUGAUCACGUUGAUGGACAAGCUGCUGAGGCGAGAGAACCUUGAUCUAAAACUGACUCCCUACAAGGUGCUGGCCACCAGCUCGAAGCAUGGAUUCCUGCAGUACGUCGACUCGUGCACGGUUGCAGAGGUCCUUGCUCGCGAGGGAAACAUACACAACUUUUUCCGGAAACAUCAUCCGUGCGAUAAUGGUCCUUAUGGCAUUUCGGCGGAAGUCAUGGACACCUACAUCAAGAGCUGUGCGGGCUACUGUGUGAUUACCUACUUGCUGGGCGUGGGUGACCGUCAUUUGGACAACCUGCUACUGACCACCAAUGGCAAGCUCUUCCACAUCGAUUUCGGCUACAUAUUGGGACGCGAUCCCAAGCCCAUGCCGCCGCCUAUGAAGCUGAGCAAGGAAAUGGUGGAGGCAAUGGGCGGAAUCAGUUCGGAGCACCACCACGAAUUCCGCAAGCAGUGUUAUACGGCGUAUUUACAUUUGCGUCGGCAUGCCAACGUGAUGCUCAACUUGUUCUCACUGAUGGUGGAUGCCACAGUGCCGGAUAUUGCUCUGGAGCCCGACAAGGCGGUCAAGAAGGUGGAGGAGAACCUACAGCUCGGUUUGACCGACGAGGAGGCCGUCCAGCAUUUGCAGAGCCUGCUUGACGUAUCUAUUACCGCUGUAAUGCCGGCGUUGGUGGAGCAGAUCCAUCGAUUCACUCAGUACUGGCGGAAGUAAACGACAUUUACUAUCCCAGAUGGGUCAACAAAUUGUAGCAUGAACAAGUUAUCUUUUCAGCAACCUGUAAACCUAUCUUACUGCUUCCCCAAUUAAUCAUACAUCAUCUUAGUUGUAAGAUCGCUUUAGUCGUAGGUGGCGUGUAGCUACAAGUCUGUAAUCCGGAAUUUAAAUGUAUAUCUGUUUAAUGCCUCAA
Drosophila ficusphila is the source of this 3162-nucleotide messenger RNA. It is a transcript of the gene Pi3K59F, whose product is annotated as phosphatidylinositol 3-kinase catalytic subunit type 3. Bases 123 to 2966 code for a protein of 947 amino acids. Gene Ontology annotation, biological process: phosphatidylinositol-mediated signaling; endocytosis; autophagy of peroxisome. Gene Ontology annotation, cellular component: phosphatidylinositol 3-kinase complex, class III, type II; phosphatidylinositol 3-kinase complex, class III, type I; peroxisome. The record is from RefSeq and is a predicted model, not a curated record. Gene Ontology annotation, molecular function: 1-phosphatidylinositol-3-kinase activity. The transcript is spliced from 8 exons. NCBI's taxonomy places the organism in Eukaryota, Metazoa, Arthropoda, Insecta, Diptera, Drosophilidae.